GCGCCCGGCCGGCCAAUGGCUUGGCGGCGGCAGGUUCCCGGAAGUGGCGGCGCGGCCCGGGAAGACCUCAGUUUCCGCAGGCUGAGUCGGGGCCGGUUCCGCUGGCUUCGCGGGCGCUAUGAGUUGCUUCCAGGGACAGAUGGCCGAGUACCCAACCAUCUCCAUAGACCGCUUCGACAGGGAGAACCUGAAGGCCCGCGCCUACUUCCUGUCUCACUGCCACAAGGCUUGAAGGUUUGUUUAUACUGUUCACCUGUUACUAAAGAGUUGUUGUUAACUAACCCGAGGUACAGAUUUUGGGAGAAACGAAUUAUAUCAAUUGAAAUUGAAACUCCUACCCAGAUAUCAUUAGUCGAUGAAGCAUCAGGCGAGAAGGAAGAGAUUGUUGUGACUCUCUUACCAGCUGGUCAUUGUCCAGGAUCAGUUAUGUUUUUAUUUCAGGGCAAUAACGGAACGGUCUUGUACACGGGAGACUUCCGAUUGGCACAGGGGGAAGCUGCCAGAAUGGAGCUCCUGCAUUCUGGGGGCAGAGUGAAAGACAUCCAAAGUGUAUACCUAGAUACUACUUUCUGCGAUCCGAAAUUUUACCAGAUUCCUAGUCGAGAGGAGUGUCUGAGUGGAAUAUUAGAGCUGGUUCGCAGCUGGAUCACUCGGAGUCCGUACCAUGUCGUGUGGCUGAACUGCAAAGCAGCUUACGGGUAUGAGUAUCUGUUCACCCAUCUGAGCGAGGAAUUUGGAAUCCAGGUUCAUGUGGACAAAUUAGACAUGUUUAGGAACAUGCCCGACAUUCUUCAUCACCUCACAACAGACCGGAAUACUCAGAUCCAUGCCUGUCGCCAUCCAAAGGCAGAAGAAUAUUUUCAUUGGAAUAAAUUACCCUGUGGAAAUAUUUCCAAAAAUACAAUUCCACUCCACACAAUCAGCAUUAAGCCAUCCACUAUGUGGUUUGGAGAAAGGACCAGAAAAACAAAUGUAAUUGUGAGGACCGGAGAGAGUUCAUACAGAGCUUGUUUUUCUUUUCACUCUUCCUACAGUGAGGUUAAAGAUUUCUUGAGCUACAUCUGUCCUGUGAAUGUGUAUCCCAAUGUCAUUCCAAUAGGCACAACUAUGGAUAAAGUUGUAGAAAUCUUAAAGCCUUUAUGCCGAUCUUCCCAAAGUACUGAGCCAAAGUAUAAACCACUUGGAAAAUUGAAGAGAGCUAGAAAAACUCACCUAGACUCAGAGGAGGAUGACGACCUCUUUGAUGAUCCUGUGCCGUUACCGCUAAGGCACAAGGUUCCAUACCAGCUAACUCUUCACCCUGACGUGUAUCUGAUGACUGCAGCUUCCCCAAGCCAGCCUGAACAAGAGAGACAAAGCACAGGGUACAAAGAGAGUAUGCACACCUUUCCUUUGGCAAACUUUAUAGAAUGUGAAGAAUCCAACAGCGAAGGUGAAGAAGAAGUACAAACCCCAGCUUCAUCUCAAGAAGACCUGGGUGCUCUCACACAUCACCAGCAAAAGGCUGAUGUAGAAGUACCACAGUGGGAAGUGUUCUUUAAAAGGAAUGAUGAAAUCACAGAUGACAGUUUGGAAAACCUCCCUUCUUCCACAGAGGCAGGGGGCUCUCAGUCGCCAAAGAUUUUUAGUGACUCUGAUGGAGAGUCAACUCACAUCUCUUCCCAGAAUUCUUCUCAGUCAACACACAUAUCCGAACAAGGGAGUCAAGGCUGGGACAGCCAAUCGGACACUGUUUUGUUAUCAUCCCAAGACAGAAACAGUGGGGACAUUACCUUCUUGAACAAAGGUAGCUAUAGACCAAGAAUCAAAGAGAAUAUUCCUGCCUCUCAGAUGGAACAAAAUGUACUUUGCCCAAAGGAUACUUAUUCUGACUUGAAAAGCAGAAAUCAAGAUGCAAAUAUGGCUCCUAGUGUUGGAGAAAUAACCACUCUAAGCAGUGGGAAACACAUACCUCAGGAAAAAAGGCUACUAAAUUUUAGCACCAAUGCAGAUUCCCAGAGCUCCUCUGAUUUUGAAAUUCCCUCCACACCAGAAGCUGAGCUACCUAAAGGAGAGCAUUUACAGUAUUUAUAUGAGAAGCUGGCAACAGGGGAGAAUAUAGUCACUGAAAAAAGAAAAAGCUCAUUCUCAGAUACUUAAAAAUGAAAAACCUUGCAUUCUAGAGCAACCAGUAGAAAACCUACACAAAGAGGUAAUGGUCAGAAUCAUAAUGGACACGUCAGAAUGGAAUAUUUAAAAAUGUUCAUGUAACCUAAAACAAGGCAGUAAAGGGGAAAAAGAACAAAAAAUAGAGGUAAAAAGCAGAAAAUAAGGUAGAACUAAAUCCAAACAUCAAUAAUUACAUUAAGUGAAAGUGGUCAACACACACCAGAAAAAACCCAGGGAAAGAAACAGAACGUUUUUAUAUGCUGUCUCUAAGAAACUCAAUUCAAAUGAUGCAGGCAGGUUAAAAGUAAAGCCUGGAAAGAUAUAUCUAAAUACUUCCACUACUUAAAGCUGGAACGACUAUAUUACCAUCAGACAAAUUUCUCACAAAAGGUCCAGUUCACUAAGAAGACACAAUCCUACAUGUGUAUGUUGCUGCAACAGCUUCAAAAGAGAGAAAGCAAAACCAAAGGAGAAACACUAAUGCACAGUCGAGCUGGGAACUCUACCUGUUCCUCUAUCGGUAAUAGAAUUAGCACACAGGAAGUGAGCAAGGCUAUGGAAGAACUCCAUGGCACCAUUAAUCAACUGCAACUGACACAGAACAUUCCACCCAACAGAGAAUGUUCUCAAGCGCCAUGGCACAUUCACCCUGAUAGAUGGCUGCAUCCUGGGUCAUAAAAACUCUUAAAAACAAUCAGCCCCUUAUUUAUCUCAAAAGGUCACUUCUGAAUGCUGGUUUGAACACAAAGGUAAAAUGAAAAGGAGAGAAAUUAGGACCCAAAAGAAUGAAAUGGCAAAAGUGUGUGUUCUAGUUGUUGGAUUUCCUUAAAGUCUGUCAAUGGAUUAUGUUUUUAUACAGCUAUAUAUGUGGUUUAAUAAAGUUCUAUUAACAAAUAUUCAUCAA
This is a messenger RNA of Lynx canadensis (Canada lynx), 3052 nucleotides long. RefSeq names its product DNA cross-link repair 1C (gene DCLRE1C). The transcript is spliced from 13 exons. The coding region runs from base 16 to 2139 and encodes 707 amino acids. The record is from RefSeq and is a predicted model, not a curated record. Lineage: Eukaryota; Metazoa; Chordata; Mammalia; Carnivora; Felidae. Gene Ontology annotation, molecular function: 5'-3' DNA exonuclease activity; damaged DNA binding. Gene Ontology annotation, biological process: protection from non-homologous end joining at telomere; double-strand break repair via nonhomologous end joining; interstrand cross-link repair.